UAACUGGAUAAAAGAAGGUGGGAAGCAUGUCCGAGUUUUGGUUAAUUUCUGCCCCUGGUGAUCAGGAGAAUUUACAAGCUCUGGAGAGGAUGAACACCGUAACCUCCAAGUCCAACCUGUCUUACAACACCAAAUUCUCGAUUCCUGACUUCAAGGUGGGGACCUUGGAUUCCCUUGUUGGCCUCUCCGAUGAGCUGGGGAAACUCGAUACCUUUGCUGAAAGCCUCAUAAAGAAGAUGGCCCAGAGCGUGGUAGAAGUCAUGGAAGACGCCAAGGGGAAGGUUCCAGAGAACCUCCUGGCCAACGGAGUUGACUUACCAUCCUUUGUGACCCACUUUGAAUGGGACAUGGCGAAAUACCCCGCGAAGCAGCCGCUGGUGAGCGUGGUGGACACGCUAGCGAAGCAACUGGCACAGAUCGAGACUGACCUGAAAUCCCGAACAGCCACCUACAACACUCUGAAGACAAACCUGGAGAACCUGGAGAAGAAAUCCAUGGGAAACCUCUUCACUCGGACAUUGAGUGAUAUCGUGAGCAAAGAAGACUUCGUGUUGGGUUCCGAGUAUCUCAUCACACUUCUGGUCAUCGUCCCCAAACCAAGCUACACACAAUGGCAAAAAACCUACGAAUCCCUCUCGGACAUGGUGGUCCCUCGGUCGACUAAACUGAUUGCCGAGGACAACGAGGGCGGCCUCUUCACGGUGACCCUGUUUCGAAAAGUGAUCGAGGAUUUCAAAACCAAAGCCAGAGAGAACAAGUUCACUGUCCGUGAAUUUUACUAUGAUGAGAAAGAAAUUAAAAGGGAAAGGGAAGAGAUGAGCAGGUUGCUGUCUGAUAAGAAGCAACAGUAUCAAACUUCCUGUGUUGCUCUUAAAAAGGGAUCAUCCACCUUCCCGGACCACAAGGUUAAGGUAACCCCGCUAGGUAACCCCGCUAGGCCCGCUGCGGGGCAGACGGACAGAGAGAGAGAGAGUGAGGGCGAGGGCGAGGGCCCGCUGCUGCGCUGGCUCAAGGUGAACUUCAGCGAAGCCUUCAUUGCCUGGAUCCACAUCAAGGCGCUGAGGGUGUUUGUGGAGUCCGUGCUCAGGUACGGACUACCGGUCAAUUUCCAGGCGGUGCUCCUCCAGCCUCAUAAGAAGUCAUCCACCAAACGUUUAAGGGAGGUUCUGAACUCCGUCUUCAGACAUCUGGAUCAAGUAGCAGCUGCAAGUAUACUGGAUGCAUCUGUGGAGAUCCCUGGCCUGCAGCUCAACAACCAAGACUAUUUUCCUUAUGUCUACUUCCACAUCGACCUCAGUCUUCUCGACUAGGGAGAUGAAAUGGCACCACUGUGCUCUCCUGGUCACGCAGACUCCUACAGACACCUCUUUCCCUUAGCCAGAGAACCCUACAGAAUUUAGAUUUUUAGAGAAAUUGCUCACAAAAGUUAGUUACAGUUGUAUUUAUUUUUUUUAAGUUACAAUAAAGAAGUGCUCAAUCCUCUGAA
Molecule: messenger RNA, 1486 nt
Organism: Odobenus rosmarus divergens (Pacific walrus)
Lineage: Eukaryota; Metazoa; Chordata; Mammalia; Carnivora; Odobenidae
Gene: ATP6V1C2
Product: ATPase, H+ transporting, lysosomal 42kDa, V1 subunit C2
Exons: 13
Coding region: 27-1310 (427 amino acids)
Biological process (GO): proton transmembrane transport
Cellular component (GO): lysosomal membrane; vacuolar proton-transporting V-type ATPase, V1 domain
Molecular function (GO): proton-transporting ATPase activity, rotational mechanism
Source: RefSeq, a predicted model, not a curated record